AUGAACUGCUGCCACCACCCCAUGCUUAAAUAUUUCUUGCUUCUGCUUGGCACUGCACUGGGCAUUUGUUUUAUCCAAAUGGGGGCCUUGAAUAUCAUGAAAAGUGUAAUAGCAUAUGGUUUUAGCCCUCAUCCUGAUUUCAUCAAACGAAAUUACCCCAAUAUUGGACCGUUUCUCAGUACAAAUCGCUCAUCGUGUUCCAGUAAAGGAGCUGCGCUCACAAGACACCAUGUACCAAAAAAAAUGCUGAAUGACACUCUAAAACGCAGAGCGGAGGAGUACAGGCAACACCAACUCAGAAUGGGGACAAACUUGAACAGUCUUAUUCUUGCACCAGCCAACUCUCCUCUCCAAUUUCCAAUCACAGGUUUCACAAUACCUCCAUUGACAAAAUCUGUAAUACCAGGUCUUGCUCUUCAAGCACAAAAGAGGCAAGUCUACAAGGUGUCUUUGAGUGUGAAGAGUGGAGUGCUCUCAGUAGAGGAUGUUCUGGAUGGACAGCAGGUGGAUGGACAGGGUCAGAGUGAACUGAGCAUCUCAUCUAGCAGCAUCACACAACUCAAUGAUCUGCUGUCCAGAGUGACCUACACCAGCACUAUCUACCAUGUCAAGACUAAAGAUCUGGUUCAUUUUUCUUUUGAGGACUAUGAGGCCAUAUUUCCCAUUGUGAUCAAGAGACCCUCAGUUCCUGUUUUGUACGACCCAGGGACAGAUAUUAACUCACAGGUAACCAUAAUAACAAAAACCUUUCUGAGGUAUAAGGAGCUGAACGUCCUCAUCAAGAGUAUCCGGAAGUUUUACCCAAAUAUCAAGAUCAUUGUUGCGGAUGACAGCCUGAAGCCUGAACAUGUGUCUGGAAACAACAUUGAGCACUACAUCAUGCCUCCUGCACAGGGCUGGUUUGCAGGCAGGAAUCUGGCUGUAUCACAAGUCACCACCAAAUACUUCCUGUGGGUUGAUGAUGACUUUGUAUUUUUGGAUGAGACCCGGAUUGAGAGCUUUGUAGAGAUUAUGGAGGCAGUUCCAGAACUGGACAUUCUUGGUGGUGAGGUAUCAGGUAAUCAGUAUUAUUUCAGUUUUGAGUAUGACGAGGGAGAUGAAGUGGAGGGCGGCUGCCUAAGCCGUUUAAAAGGAGGAUUUCAUCAGCCACUUCCACACUUUGAUGGCUGCAUUCUAGUAGAUGGAGUUGUAAAUUAUUUUUUGGGUCUGACGGAUGCCGUGAGAAGGGUUGGCUUUGACCCGUUCUUGAAAAGAGUAGGCCACUCUGAGUUCUUCAUGGAUGGACUUGGCCAGCUGUUGGUUGCUUCCUGUAAAGGCCUCUCCAUUGGCCACCAGAAACAUCGGUCUCGGGGAAAAUAUUACUCCUUCAGGACUCAGAAGAAAGCUGACGCGAGGAGAAAAGUGACUCAUCAUUUCUUUAAGAACUAUCUGAAUUAUAUAAAGUUCUGA
Molecule: messenger RNA, 1449 nt
Organism: Rhinichthys klamathensis goyatoka
Lineage: Eukaryota; Metazoa; Chordata; Actinopteri; Cypriniformes; Leuciscidae
Product: beta-1,4 N-acetylgalactosaminyltransferase 1-like
Exons: 11
Coding region: 1-1449 (482 amino acids)
Biological process (GO): UDP-N-acetylglucosamine metabolic process; UDP-N-acetylgalactosamine metabolic process
Cellular component (GO): Golgi membrane
Molecular function (GO): hexosyltransferase activity
Source: RefSeq, a predicted model, not a curated record